AUGACUUCGAGAGUAGAUUCUCAGUCCGAUCCACAAUCCGAUUCCCUCGCCCUCACACUGUCAGCAAAUGCAACCGAUCUCGAUCCCACUCUUCCCCUACUUACUUACCUCCCUGCUCCCUACGACGCCGUUCAAAUGCAACCGCAUGCAGAGGAUUUCCGCCGCUCUCCCAGCCUGCUCUCUCCCCCAGCCACCGUUGAAGGCGUCAAUGCGGGGUCCAGAAAGCGGAAACUGCGGCUGGAGAAGGAGGGGAGUUCCCUGAGACGCUCCCCAAGAUUGUCAGCAGGUUCUGGAACAGGGUCGCGUGAUCUCAUCAAGGACCAGAGUGUAGAUUCCAAUCUUUAUUCAGAUGUCAAACCUAUAAAAUUUUUUAAUGGAAAGUUCAUUGGUGAGGAGCACUUCUUGAGGGAAUGCCCAGGAUUAAAUCCAUCAAAUGAGGCAUAUACAGAAAAGCUUGAUGUGAAACUGUACGGUAAAUUGGAGCUUAGGAGAUCCCCAAGACUUUCCUCUUCAAAUGGGAAUGAAAACAAAGAAAUUAAUGUUUUUUCACAAGGAAAAAGAACAUCGAAAGGCAUUCACCAAAAGAAGAAAAAUACAAAAGUAAUUUCUACUUUCAUUGAAUUGUCCAGUUCACUAGUUGAGCAGCAUUCUGAGGCUAAAACUAUCUCAAGAAGCUCUACUUGUGGAAUUGACGCUACAAAAUACUUGAGGUGGUCUUCAGAGGCAAUCAGUUCCUCAUCCUGGGCUGAAAAUGGCAGAACAAUUUCUAAUUCCUCUGCCUUGUCUGAGUUAGACGACAGAUCACCAAGACAGAAAUAUAAAGUAUCUACUUUAACUAAGGAAGGUAUGGAUUCACAAAGCAUCCCUUCCUUCAUUGGUGAUCCAAUACCUGAUGAUGAAGCUCAGAAAAGAUGGGGAUGGCGUUAUGAAUUAAAGGACAAAAAAUAUAAAGAUCAAAAGUUCAAAAUAAAUGAGGGUGAAGAAGAUGAGAUUAUUGCAAAUGUUAAAUGCCAUUAUGCACAAGCUGAAAUUGGGAAUUGCGUUUUUAGUCUUGGUGAUUGUGCAUUUAUAAAAGUUGUUCAAGACGAAGGUGGAUUCCAUGACAAGAGGCGUGUAUUUUAUUCAUCAAUAAUGAAUGAUAACUUAAUAGAUUGCAUAAUAGGAAAAGCUAAUGUUACACAAAUAACACCUAGGGUUGGUCUGAAGUUGGCUUCAAUUUCGCCAUCUGACUUAUACUAUGACAUGGAAUAUCGUGUGGAUUACUCUACAUUCUGCAACAUACCAACAGUCUCUCAAACAGAUGCCUCUACAGUAACGGAGAGUCUAUGCUAUUCUGAGUUGUACAAGACAGAAUUAGCAUUACUAGAUCUCUAUUCUGGGUGUGGUGGCAUGUCAACUGGAUUGUGCUUAGGUGCCAAAACUGCAUCAGUUAACCUUGUCACGAGAUGGGCUAUUGAUAGUGAUAUGUCAGCUAGCAAAAGCUUUAAACUCAACCAUCCAGCCACACAUGUCCGAAAUGAAUCGGUUGAGGACUUUCUAGAAUUAUUGAAGGAGUGGGAAAAACUAUGCAAACGGUAUAAUGCCACUGCUGUAGCAAGAAAACUUCCAUCUCGAUCCAAUUGUUCAGGAGAAAAUAGAAGAGAGAAUUCUGAAGUUCAUGUUAUUUCUGCUGGUGAAUUUGAAGUUUCUAAGUUAGUUGAUGUCUGCUUCGGUGAUCCCAAUGAAACUGGCAAUCGCGGUCUGUAUUUGAAGGUGCGUUGGAAGGGUUUCAGUGCAAGUGAAGACACUUGGGAGCCGAUUAAAAGCUUAAGUAAGUGCAAGGAAAGCAUACAAGAUUUUGUGAGAAAAGGGAUGGAAUCAAAAUUCUUGCCUCUUCCUGGAGAGGUUGAUGUUAUUUGUGGGGGUCCUCCUUGUCAAGGAAUUAGUGGAUAUAAUCGAUAUAGAAAUUCUGAGUCACCAUUGGAUGAUGAAAGGAAUCGUCAGAUUGUGAUUUUCAUGGACACGGUGAAAUUUUUGAAGCCUAGGUAUGUUUUAAUGGAGAAUGUGGUUGACAUAAUGAGAUUUGACAAGGGUUCACUUGGAAGAUAUGCAUUAAGUCGUUUAGUACAUAUGAAUUACCAAGCAAGACUGGGAAUCAUUGCUGCUGGGUGUUAUGGUCUUCCACAAUUUCGGUUGCGUGUUUUCUUGUGGGGUGCUCAUCCUAGUGAGGUUAUACCUCAAUUUCCACUGCCAACGCAUGAUGUUAUCAUCAGAUACUGGCCUCCGCCAGAGUUUGAGCGCAAUCUUGUUGCUUAUGAUGAAGACCAACCUCGUGAAAUAGAGAAAGCUACUGUUAUUCAAGAUGCCAUCUCCGAUCUUCCUGCUGUCAUGCACACGGAAACUCGUGAUGAAAUGCCAUAUAGGAAUCCUCCAGAAACAGAGUUUCAAAGAUACAUACGGUCAACUAAGUAUGAGAUGACUGGGUCAAAAUCAAAUGGAACAAGAGAAAAAAAGCCCCUAUUGUAUGAUCACCGUCCCCUCGCCAUGUCUGAAGAUGACUACCAACGUGUUUGUCAAAUUCCAAAACGCAAGGUUGGUGCAAAUUUCCGUGAUCUGCCUGGUGUAAUUGUAGGAGCUAACAAUGUGGUAAGACGACAUCCAACAGAGAAUCCGAAACUGCCAUCUGGAAAGCCAUUAGUGAGUCUUUAUGUCCCAGAUUAUUGCUUCACAUUUGAGCAAGGGAAGUCUAAGAGGCCAUUUGCACGGUUGUGGUGGGAUGAGAAUCUUCCUACUGCACUAACCCUCCCACGUUUUCAUAACCAGGUUGUACUCCAUCCAGAGCAGGAUCGAGUCCUCAGUAUACGGGAAUUUGCCAGACUGCAAGGAUUUCCUGAUUAUUAUAGAUUCCAUGGGACUGUGAAAAAAAGGUACUGUCAAAUUGGAAAUGCAGUUGCCGUUUCUGUUUCACGGGCUUUAGGUUACACCCUAGGACUUGCUUACAGAAAGCACAGUGGAAAUGAGCCACUUGUAGUCCUCCCUCCCAAGUUCUCUCACUCUAAUUAUCUUCAGUUAUCCAACGAUCAGCCGGACAACACUGACUAA
Molecule: messenger RNA, 3081 nt
Organism: Sphenostylis stenocarpa
Lineage: Eukaryota; Viridiplantae; Streptophyta; Magnoliopsida; Fabales; Fabaceae
Source: the annotation of a GenBank genome assembly